Trypanosoma brucei brucei TREU927 is the source of this 987-nucleotide messenger RNA. RefSeq lists its product as hypothetical. The transcript has a single exon. NCBI's taxonomy places the organism in Eukaryota, Euglenozoa, Kinetoplastea, Trypanosomatida, Trypanosomatidae. Bases 1 to 987 code for a protein of 328 amino acids. The record is from RefSeq and is a predicted model, not a curated record.
AUGAAAAAAUGUUGGGUAUUCGACUGCGCGGCGCCAGGCCUCUACUGUGAACCGAGGCGUCUUUUAAAACCCUUUUCUACCGAUAGCAUUCUUGACGCCGCCGGCCGUGCGUUCGAAACAGUGGAGGACGGGCUGAAGGCAACCACGUGGCGCACUCAUCAUGCCUUCAGUGCCCGAUGUGGUCUCACUUCAGUGACGCGAAGUGACAGUACCACUUGCGGUAAAGGCGUCGAAGAGUCGUCUGUAUCCCGCUCACCGGAGGACUACCGGGAGUGGCAUGCGGAUUUCCAUCUCCGCUCCCCCAGUGCAGAGCCGCACGUGUUGUUAUCAGUGGCUCCUCAUUACCUCCCGUCACGUGGAAGUGGGAACGCUGACGACGGCCGAAAAAUGGAAGUGGUGGGAAGCCGUGGUCGCUGGUUGAAGCCCUGGCGCCCACAGACUGCAGAAGAACAGGCGGCAUAUGAUGCUGCGGUGCUCGGAACACCACUUAUUUGGGAGGAGCCGUUGGUUCUCUCACUGGAUUGCACCGCCGAUGGGGUGUUUCUUUGGAGUGAAGACCAUGGAAUCUACGGAGAAAAGGUCGCAAACCGCUGUUUUGAGCGGCAUAGCAGCGAUGCCGGGGACGACUCUGCGGAGUUCAAACAGGAAGCCUUCCUAAGAUUUAGGUGGAGUGAGCAGCCUCCAGCACAGACAUCAUCGGUAGGAAGUGGAAGACACGAAAUGAAGGAAGAACAUGUUGAAUCCCCCAAUGUCAGCAAGUGUGGUGAACUGCGCGUUUUCCGGGGACAGCGAACCAAAGUGGAAGCAGAAGAGCCACAUGUGGAACGCAUUUCCUAUGAGGAAGCUGACGUGGAUGCCGGAAGCGGUGGGUUUCUCUGGCAGAGCGUGCUGCACCGCAUCAUCUCGUGUGGGCCCGUACCGAAAGAGGUAUAUUUUGCGCCGUAUGUGACGCUGAUGGAAAGUGGCGAUGAGGUUAGCCUUUUGUGA